GCACAACAUUCACAGUAGGAAUAUUUAUUGCAUAAGAAAUAUGCAUAGCACCUUGCCACUGCAUUAUUCAUAUCACCUGAUCAAAAUUUUUCUGGUAGCCAUUGUUUUUGUGGCUCCGAAAAUGAACAUCUUUGGGCUUAGCGUGGCACAAGAAAGUUUUACCAACUCCACUUGUGUUGAUAUAGAGAGAGAAGCGCUUCUCAGUUUUAAACAAGGGCUCCGUGAUCCAUCAGGCAGGCUUUCGUUCUGGACCGGUACUAAUUGCUGCCAAUGGAGUGGCAUCAAAUGCAACAUGUUAGGGAAUGUCAUCAAGGUUGAUCUGCGGAGUAGAUCUCCAUCUGCUACUUACAGAAGCUCAUGUUUGGGUGGUGAGGUAAACUCUUCUUUGCUUAAUUUAAAGCAUCUAAGUUAUUUGGACCUGAGCUUGAACUGUUUUGAGGGACUUCGAAUUCCUGAAUUCUUUGGAGAACUCAAGAACUUAAGAUAUCUAAAUCUAUCCUCCUCCUCAUUUUCCGGGGAAAUCCCACCUCAUCUUGGAAAUUUAUCUAGCUUGCAUUAUCUUGAUCUUGAGAUGAAAGAUGAUGACACAACUACAAUAACAUUCAGAUUAUUGUCCAGUAACUUAACAUGGCUCUCAGGUCUUAUUUCCAUAAAAUAUCUCAACAUGGGAAAUACUAACCUAGGUGGCCAAGGACCAGAAUUGUUUCGAUCAGUCAAUAUGCUUCCUGUUCUUGAAGAAUUACACUUGCAUUCAUGUGACCUUUACUAUCUCCCACGCUCACUUUCCACUGUCAACAUGACCUUGCUUUCUGUCCUUGAUCUUUCUGAUAAUCAAAUUCAGUCUUCAAUACCAAAUUGGAUUUCUAACCUCACCAGUCUUACAGAACUAGAUCUUAGCAAUGACUAUUUUAAUCUUAAUGGGAAUAUUCCUAGAGAAUGUGAGGACAAGGCCUCUAAAGAAGAUCUCGAUCCUCAAUUAUAUUAUGGAAUAGCAGGUUGGAUACCUGAAUCCUUGGGAAGUCUAUGUGGCCUAAAAGUUUUGAACCUCACUGGAAAUCUUAUGACAGGUGAAAUUGAUGGAUUUUUAGAUAAAUUCACCACUGUUUGUCCCAACAACAGCUUGGUAGCACUAGGCCUGGGGGGAAACCAAUUUUCAGGGGAAUUACCAAGUUCAUUGGGGAAACUCAAGUAUCUGAAACAACUUCAUAUCGGUCAGAACUGUUUCUGGGGAUCCAUUCCAAGAACUAUAGGAAACUUAUUGUUCUUGCAGGAAUUGGAUGUUUCUCUCAAUGAAAUGAAUGGAACCAUUCCAAAAAGUUUAGGGAAACUUUCUCGUGUCACUGAUUUGAAACUUGAAAACAACCACUGGCAAGGUGUUAUAACAGAAGACCAUCUCAUGAAUCUUGAAAAAUUGCAAUAUUUAAGUCUCAGCACAGAUAGAGCCAGGCCAUUGGUUUUCAAUGUUACACCUCAAUGGAAUCCUCCUUUCAGGCUCUUGUCUCUGGAGCUAUAUAACUGUAUAGUGGGACCUAAGCUUCCUGAAUGGAUUCGUGUUCAAAGUAAACUCAAUGUUGUAAUCCUUCAAAAUGCAGGAAUUGAAGACACCGUGCCUGAGGAUUGGUUCUUCAACAUAUCAUCUCAAGUCACCCUCUUGGACCUGUCUUAUAAUAUGAUAAUGGGGAAGCUUCCACUGAAGUUAAAAUUUCCAGAACUUGGAACUAUAGACUUGAGGAAUAAUCGUUUUGAGGGACCAGUGCCACUUUGCUUUACCAAUGCGACCUACAUGUUUCUACAACAAAAUUUGUUCUCAGGGCCUAUCCCGAAUGAUAUCAGUGAACUAACAGAAUUGAGAAUUCUUGAUGUUUCCAAGAACUAUCUAACUGGUAUGAUCCCAUCAGCAGUAUGUGAAAUGGCAUCUUUGGAUAUUCUAUCUCUCAGAGAAAAUCAAUUUCACGGGCAGCUACCUCAGUGUUGGAAUGAUUUACAGAGGAUAACGGUUUUGGAUAUAGCAAGCAAUAAUCUAUCUGGCGAAAUUCCUAGUUCACUAGGUCUCCUGCAAGUUCUCAGAAUAUUGAGUUUAAGCAACAAUAGUUUGAGUGGACAGAUUCCUUCAUCGUUUCAGAAUUGCACAGAUCUGAAGAUACUAGAUCUUGGAAAUAACAAAUUGUCCGGAAACCUGCCAUUGUGGAUUGGAAAUGAUUCGACCCAAUUCUGGAUCCUAGGCUUAAAAUCUAACAAGCUAAAUGGAACCAUCCCAAGACAGUGGUGCAAUCUUUCAGAUCUUCAUAUUUUGGAUUUGGCCGAGAACAGUCUUUCAGGGUCUAUCCCAAGCUGUCUGGGUGAUCUUAGUUCAUUGAUUUACUCUAAAACUGACUUGAACAAUAAAUACUCUGUUGAAGAUAGUUACUACUUCCAAGAGCAAAUGCUCAUGGUGACAAAAGGAAGAGUAAUGGAAUUUAGCAAGACGCUGAAGUUUGUCAAUAUCAUAAAUCUUUCCAGUAAUAUUCUAACAGGGGAAAUACCACAUGGAAUAACAAACCUCACAGCACUUGGAACCUUGAACAUUUCAGGUAAUUAUCUCACAGGUAACAUUCCGAAUGAGAUUGGUAACAUGAGAUGGUUAGAAACACUUGACUUCUCUAUAAACAAGCUUUCUGGACCUAUUCCACAAAGCCUUUCAUUACUCGAAUCUUUAAGUUACUUCAAUGUAUCAUAUAACAAUUUGGUUGGAAGGAUUCCACAGGGAAAUCAACUGCAGACACUCACUGAUGUGUCAAUCUAUGAAGGUAAUCCUUCAUUAUGUGGGAAACCCCUUCUGUCAAAGUGUCCUGGUUCUGAUAUUGGUUCCGAUGUACCUAUUUCACAAUCUCCAGAUUAUGAUUCUGAAACUGAGCUAGAAAAUCUGUUGUUCUACUGUUGUGGGUUUGUUUUUGGUAUAAGUGGUGUUUGGUGCACUCUGUGGAAGAAAGAUACAUGGAGAGAAGCUUACUUUUCAUUCUUUAAUUUAGCUUAACAGCUUAUUUCAUGUAAAUAUUAUUUGGCUACUGUCAUACAUUGUUAUAUAAUGAUAAAGUUUGGCUUAGAGUUCAUAUAGCAAUACAAUUAUAUC
Daucus carota subsp. sativus is the source of this 3109-nucleotide messenger RNA. Its product is annotated as receptor-like protein EIX2. Gene Ontology annotation, molecular function: protein binding. The record is from RefSeq and is a predicted model, not a curated record. NCBI's taxonomy places the organism in Eukaryota, Viridiplantae, Streptophyta, Magnoliopsida, Apiales, Apiaceae. The coding region runs from base 41 to 3013 and encodes 990 amino acids. The transcript has a single exon.